AUGGCAACCGCUCGUUCAGUAGCAAUCAUUGGUGGAGGAAUCGGUGGUUUGACUCUAGCUAACAGUUUAUCACAAAUAGGGAUGUCCGUCUCAUUAUAUGAACGUGCUCCUUGUUUUAUUCCAACUUCUGGUGCUGCUUUUGGCCUUCAACCAAAUGGACAAAUAUCACUUGAAUCUAUUGGUUUUCAAGAUCAAGUGAAAAAAAUUAUUCAACCUUUUCUUAAAUGGCAAAUAAUUGGUGACAACGGAGAACUGUUAGCUGCAUCUGAUAGGUUAAGUGAAUAUGGACAACGAUUUGGUUAUUUUCUUGGUGGUGCAAUUCGUUCUGAACUUGUUGAUAUAUUGAAAGAGCCAAUAGAAAAAAGUGAUAAUUUACACUAUUCACAUAAUCUGAUAAAUAUUAAACAAGACGCUAAUGGAGUUACACUUUUAUUUGAAAAUGAAGAUCAACAAAAAUCAGUUCACGCCGAUAUGGUUAUUGGUGCCGAUGGGAUACGUUCAACAGUUGUCAAACAAAUAUUCACUGAAACAGCUGCGCCAGUACAUUCAAAAGAAAAUAUUUUUUAUGGUAUUAUAGAUAAUAUCGAUCAACAAACAUCGAUUAAUCCAUUGGUAACAGCAAAAAAUACUAUGACACAAUAUUUCGGCUUUGGAGAAUUUAUUACCUAUCGAGCUGGUCAUAAAGGGCAGCUCAUGUGGGCUGUUACUUAUCCAUCUAUGGCGCCUCCGUCAACAAGUGAGGAUUUUGAAUGGACAGAAAUUAAUAAUCAGCGUGACUUAAAUCAAUGUUUAAAAAGAUUUCCUCAAUCACAUCCUUUUCAUCAAUGUGCAGCAGCAACCGAUAAAACGCGUUUACUUCAUUUCGGAUUAUUUUAUCGUCAACCACGUAACGACGGUUGGCACCGUAAUAGAAUUUGUUUAUUAGGUGAUUCAUGCCAUGCAACAUUACCUUAUGUUGGACAAGGAGCAAAUAUGGCCAUAGAGGAUGCAAUUUCGCUUGCACAGUGUUUAGAGAAAUAUAAGUUUCAAAUGGAACCAGCAUUUCAAGAAUACCAUAAGAAGCGGUUUAAUCGAACAAAACGUGUUGUAAAUAUGGCACGAUAUAUGGGAUUAUUUCUUCACUCUGAAAAUCCGCUUGUUCAUUCAAUUAGACAACGUUUGGUUCCAUGGUUAAUGCAAUCUAAUAUGAUGAUUAGAAUGGCCGAAAAAGAACUGUAUGAAAAUUGUCCUGUUCCUAUGGAACAAAGAAAACCAAUAGAUAAAUAA
Rotaria socialis is the source of this 1266-nucleotide messenger RNA. Lineage: Eukaryota; Metazoa; Rotifera; Eurotatoria; Philodinida; Philodinidae. The record is from the annotation of a GenBank genome assembly.